AUGUCAUUUGGUCAAAGUCAUAUAUCGACUCAAACAUGGGAGAGUAGAUGGGUGCCUCAGGCUGCGCAAACUCUGGUUGUUGAGAUGAACUCCUACUCCCACUCGGUAGACAUUCUGUAUUGCAGCGCCGACUCCACAAGUCUCAGUUUGUUCUGUGGCCAACAAGUCCACUCAACAAAUGUCCUCUCUCUCAAGCACGUUCGUUCCCAGAUCUGUGACUGCUACAAAGCCAAACUGGCUUCUUUUCUCUACUCCGAUGAUAAUCUUAUGCUCUGCCACAACUGUCAUCAGAAUUCAUGUAACGCCAGUAACUGUUGUGGUUUAUCUACGCACCCGUAUUCUCCGGUUGAAGGCUUCCCAGGUCGUCAUUCCGUGAUUCAACUUGUUUCGCUCUUCGGUUUUGACUUGAAACUGAAAGAUUUGAUGGAUUUAAUUCAUGGGUUUUCUUUGUACGAGAGAGAACUGACGAAUAUUAAAGAUUUCAUGCCCCCUGAAGAGAAUUCUUGCGUUUCAUCUGCUUUGCUUAGCUCUGUUAAGCUCGACCAUGAGGUGUAUAGGCAACUCGUCAAGAUGGGGAAACGGGAUUUGGUGAGAGUAAGCGAUGAUGGAGAUGAAGAAUACAAGUGGUGA
Hibiscus syriacus is the source of this 630-nucleotide messenger RNA. RefSeq names its product zinc finger protein CONSTANS-LIKE 9-like. The record is from RefSeq and is a predicted model, not a curated record. The transcript is spliced from 3 exons. Bases 1 to 630 code for a protein of 209 amino acids. NCBI's taxonomy places the organism in Eukaryota, Viridiplantae, Streptophyta, Magnoliopsida, Malvales, Malvaceae.